Messenger RNA from Misgurnus anguillicaudatus (oriental weatherfish), 1031 nucleotides. RefSeq names its product immediate early response 3 (gene ier3). Gene Ontology annotation, biological process: negative regulation of apoptotic process. Lineage: Eukaryota; Metazoa; Chordata; Actinopteri; Cypriniformes; Cobitidae. The record is from RefSeq and is a predicted model, not a curated record.
GAAGUCACUUUUACAAGCAGAGUGCUACUGACAGAGAGAAAAGAGCGCACUGAAACUAACCUGAACUAACAAUGUUCGCCAGAUCAGACAGUCUGCUCCUCUCAAUCCCUACAAGCAACUUCUUCCAGCAGCAGCAGCCGCACUUUGAUUUCAGACCGAUGCGCAGCACCGAGCCGGAGAUCUUCACCUUCGAGCGGAUCCCCGAGACGCAACAGCCGUUCGCGCACCGCGGAGCUCCAGUGCGCCCGCGCAAAAGAAACACCCGGGUCAUGUACCCAGCACAAGUGCGCAAAUAUCUUCCACCGGUCGAGAAGAGCCGCGCCAAACGGUGGCUGUUCAUCCUGUGCCUGGUGGUUUUCAUGCAGAUCUACACGGAGGAGGGAACAGUUGAAUCAACGCAAGCUGAAGGUCCAGCGUGCACUGAUGCCACAACGUACAAUGUCCUCUCCUUCCAGUCCGCCGAGGAGCAAGCCAGACAGAUGAUGGGCAUGUCGGACCAGAAGCUCCAGGUCGGCAACGAGGAGAAGGAGAGCUUGAACCAGUUUCUGAACACUUCGUGCCCGAGCGCAACCUGUGAAGACGACGUGACUGCGCUUUACCAGCAAAGCAGGCGCAGUGGAUACGUGGUGGCUCUUCUCUAUCCAGUGUACCAUAGACUCGGCACAGAGAAGUGAAUGAAAUGAAAAUCACACUGGGACUAGACAAUUUCAAACAGUCUUGCUGGACUUGAAAGAGUUGAUGGAGCACAUGCUGAAAAGACAUUGGACUUGAAAACUUUAUAAACUUGAAUAUUAUUAUUGCAUUGUCGUGCAAAACGCAUUUUCACAUGAAGUGUAGAAAUGCAGUCUUCAAUGUCAAUGAUGUUUGUGGUGCUGAAUGCUGCCACUAACAAAAAUACUUGAAUCUCAUAUUGAAGAUUGAAUUGUGUUAAAUGAAGAAAUAAUGAUGUAGCUAUUUAUUUAAUGUUAUUUAUUUAAUAUUGACUUAUUUAUGUCUUGUUGUUUUGUGAAUAAAUGUGCCUAUUAAUGUCA